GAAUAGGAUCGAUUCAGCAAAAGUUCUGUGUAAUACAAACGGAGUUUUUCAAGUCUUUACGGCGAGCACUACAAUUUUAUUUUAAUUUUUUAGUUUUAUAUUGAAAGUUUGUUGUGAAAAUCUCAAGAUGGUUGCUACGAACCACGCAAACAUCCAGGAUGAGCAGUUGGAAUCCAUUUCCCAACAGCCGUUGCAUCAGGUAAACACGCCAUUUGCGAAGGCCACUUUUGGUAUGGGGUGCUUUUGGGGAUGUGAUUCGCUCUUUGGAGCUACCAGAGGUGUUUUGCGUACACGGGUAGGCUAUGCUGGUGGCACCACGGAGGCUCCCGUAUAUAAGAACAUGGGAGAUCACACGGAAGUAAUCGAAAUUGAUUAUGAUCCGCAAAAGAUAAGCUAUAAUGAGUUGUUGGACUUAUUCUGGAAUAAUCAUGAGUAUGGACUCACGACUCGGAUCAAGCGUCAGUACAUGUCGUUAAUUUUGUACCACAAUGAGGAGCAGCGCGUGAUUGCCGAAGCAAAUCGAAUUGAGGAGCAGAUAAAGCGAACACCGGAGCAGAUCAUCACCGAAAUUGCCCCGGCGGGCCCAUUUUAUCCGGCAGAAAACUACCAUCAAAAAUACCGCCUGCAAGGACAUACUGAUCUGGCCAAGAGCAUAGGGUUGACGCCUGAACUGUUACACUCGUCGCACGUGGCGGCACGUCUGAACGGUUAUCUCAUCGGUGUGGCAGGGCUGGAACAAUUUGAAGAAGAAGCAAAAUUGUUGGGGUUAACUAAAGACCAGGUUCAAUAUGUUCGUGAAUACGUUAUCCAGAACGAAGGCGGGGGUAUUUUUUGUUGAAGCAUUUCGAGUUUGUAAUACAUCUCAAUGUUUUGUGCAUUCAUAUCUUGGGUUAGGUAUGUGGAAAGCAUAUUCUUAUUCCUAGUGAUAACUGAUCUAUACUGUUAAAUUUUUUUAUUGAAAUCAACGGAAUAUUUCAAACCUGCAAUUCAGAGAAAUUAAAUGAAUAGACAAACAAACAAAUCGUGCAAGGUGCUAUGUGUUUCAACCCCAGUAGGUUUGUUCGUUGUAAACAUUCUAAAUUCUACAGCAAGCGAUGUGAGUAAUAUAUUUUAAAUACAAAUA
This is a messenger RNA of Anopheles nili, 1123 nucleotides long. It is a transcript of the gene MsrA, whose product is annotated as peptide methionine sulfoxide reductase. Gene Ontology annotation, molecular function: peptide-methionine (S)-S-oxide reductase activity. The record is from RefSeq and is a predicted model, not a curated record. NCBI's taxonomy places the organism in Eukaryota, Metazoa, Arthropoda, Insecta, Diptera, Culicidae. The coding region runs from base 128 to 838 and encodes 236 amino acids. The transcript is spliced from 4 exons.